Xylona heveae TC161 is the source of this 1042-nucleotide messenger RNA. RefSeq lists its product as hypothetical. Gene Ontology annotation, biological process: peptidyl-lysine dimethylation. Lineage: Eukaryota; Fungi; Ascomycota; Xylonomycetes; Xylonales; Xylonaceae. The coding region runs from base 11 to 826 and encodes 271 amino acids. The transcript has 3 exons. The record is from RefSeq and is a predicted model, not a curated record. Gene Ontology annotation, molecular function: protein-lysine N-methyltransferase activity.
CCUCCCAUCCAUGCUCACCGACAAGGUUCGGCCCGUCUGCGAUCUUGAGGAUCCAGAUCCUGAGGAUAUAUUCUCCGCUGCCUUAGGUACCAUUUUUACAGAUGAUCUAAACAACUCCUAUGGCGAGCCGGGAGCUCGGAUUGUUUACAAAUCAACCGGCUUCGGAGAUAUCGAGUUGCAAUGCUCGAAUCCAGAAAAUGUAGAUGAUCGGAUGCUUUUCAGCCACUAUCUUUGGAAUUCAGCCGUGCAAGUGGCAGACUUCUUCGAGCGCGGCGAGGGUCUGUGGGAUAUAACUGGCCAACACGUACUCGAGCUUGGAGCAGGAACCGGAUUAGCUGGAAUCAUCGCCGCUCUGGCUGGAGCCAAAGAGGUUGUUAUUUCUGACUAUCCCGCUCCGGAGAUUUUGUCAACAAUCUCUACAAAUGUCACGAAACACGUACCAAGGGUCCAGGUAGUAGGCCACGAGUGGGGCGUUCUUACGGAUGAAUUCUCAGUUUCACGUAAGCAUAGCUUCUCGAGAGUAUUGGCCGCAGACUGCCUGUGGAUGCCAUGGCAACAUGAAAAUCUGGCCCGAUCAAUACUUCAUUUUCUAUCCGCAGACGAUGAUGCCCGCGCAUUUGUCAUCGCAGGCUUUCAUACUGGUCGGCUGAAGGUGUCAGGGUUCUUUAAUAUAGCCGCAGAAGAAGGACUGGAGGUUGAGACCAUCUACGAACAGGAUGCAGAAGGCAACAAACGCGAGUUUGUCAAAGAGAAGCCCGUUGGAACGGAAGAUAAAGCAAUGCUGAAACGAUGGCUUGUGAUAGCCAUCAUGCGGCGAAGGCGAUGAUGCGACUUGCAACGGCUCUCACGCUUCUGCCAUCUCUUUUCUUUGUUUCUCCGAAUGCAUAAGCAUAUAUACCAUGAGCGAUUCUAGCAUAUUACCCGCGUCAAACACACCAUAUUAGCGCUGCACAUUUUUAGAAUGAAACGAACAAUCAUCACGACGAAGUCUUCUUUCUUCUAAAGCAAAUGGAAGAAAUAGUCUGCCCCUUGUGCCCGCCAA